CACUGACUGAUCUACCCACUGAAAACCAUGCUGGACUGCAAUAAAAACUGGUACACAUUUUUGGUUGUGCUGCUUGCACUUUUUGGAUGCAUCACUACUGCACCUGGUAACUACCGUCGACCUACCAAAGUUGGUCUCGUGUGCUGUGAGGCAGUCUCCAAAGCACUUAUACCAUCUAACAUAAAGCUCACUGCAUACAAGCGCCAGAAUGCCCUGAAUCCUUGUGUGGAAGCUAUCAUUUUUUUCUCCAUGAAUGAAAAAUAUUGCUCUGACCCUAAUGCACGCUGGAUCCCAAAGAAACUGAGAGGUUUGACAGAGAUCAAGGAAUGAAAAUGCCAGGCAAAAUGUUUGCAGCCCUCUUCCUGUUGCUUGCAAUAAUUUUUUUUUAAUACAUUAAAAAAAAAAAAAAAAGAUAAAAAAAAAAAGUUUUGCAUACAAUGCAAGGUAGAAUGUAGACCGUUUUCAUGACUCACAAAUUAACGUACAGUUAAUUGGGAACCAUUUAUACUCCAAUGUCAACUUUUAUUAUGACUUUAAGCUUUGCUGUAACCCUUUAAAGCUGUCAUAUCGUUUUAAAAAUGUGAUUCUACUGGUUUAAUGUAGUCUACUGUUUAAACAGUGUGAACUCCUAUAGCUAUUUGAUUAAUGAAAAUAUUGAUGCAUAGUAGUGUGCUUCACCCUUAAAAUGUCAGUUUCUGAAAAAGGAAAUGCAGAGUGCAUACUUUAGUACAAGUAUACAACAUUCUUUGAAGCUUCCAGCCUUGUUUGUUGUUCCCCUAUUUAAAUCUCUACAAAUGUUGUAAUGAUCCCAAGUAGAAUACUACUUUCACACAAUUGUUUUUGCUUCAGUCCAGAGAGAGCUUAAAAAGGUAACAUCUUUUGAAAAUGAUGGGUAAUAUCUGUGUAAUAUAUUGCAGUAUUUGUAAUAUUUGCAGAACAUGAUAUCUUUUCUUUCUUUUUUAUUUUUAUUUUUUUUUAUUUUAAUGUCUGUACUUUCACCACUAGGGGACCACAUGAACAGUCUACAUAAUAAAAUACCAUUACCUUGCAAAAA
Molecule: messenger RNA, 1054 nt
Organism: Ictalurus punctatus (channel catfish)
Lineage: Eukaryota; Metazoa; Chordata; Actinopteri; Siluriformes; Ictaluridae
Gene: ccl34b.4
Product: chemokine (C-C motif) ligand 34b, duplicate 4
Biological process (GO): immune response
Cellular component (GO): extracellular region
Molecular function (GO): chemokine activity
Source: RefSeq, marked provisional